This is a messenger RNA of Cygnus olor (mute swan), 1893 nucleotides long. It is a transcript of the gene KCNAB2, whose product is annotated as potassium voltage-gated channel subfamily A regulatory beta subunit 2. The record is from RefSeq and is a predicted model, not a curated record. Lineage: Eukaryota; Metazoa; Chordata; Aves; Anseriformes; Anatidae. Gene Ontology annotation, molecular function: potassium channel regulator activity; voltage-gated potassium channel activity; transmembrane transporter binding. Gene Ontology annotation, biological process: regulation of potassium ion transmembrane transport; potassium ion transport; regulation of action potential. Gene Ontology annotation, cellular component: extrinsic component of cytoplasmic side of plasma membrane; cytoplasm; membrane.
CUGCGGGGUAAAGGUUCGGUUUCACGGGCCUGCGGAAAGGUCGUUUAAAUUUAAAAGACUGAAAUCCUCCCCUUUCUCUCGGAGCUCCUGCACCCCCCUCAUGCAGUAGCGAGCAGACUGCAGGAAAAGCCAGGAGGGUAAGGCAGAGAGCGGGGCUUGGUACGCGAGGCUGGCUCCAUGUAUCCGGAAUCGACCACUGACUCCCCGGCACGACUCUCGCUGAGGCAGACGGGCUCCCCCGGGAUGAUCUACAGCGCUAGGUAUGGGAGCCCCAAGCGCCAGCUCCAGUUCUACAGAAAUCUGGGCAAGUCUGGGCUGCGAGUGUCCUGCCUCGGCUUGGGAACAUGGGUGACUUUCGGAGGGCAGAUCACGGACGAGAUGGCCGAGCAGCUGAUGACUUUAGCGUAUGACAAUGGCAUUAAUCUCUUCGACACAGCAGAGGUCUACGCUGCUGGCAAGGCUGAAGUUGUGCUGGGAAACAUUAUCAAGAAGAAGGGGUGGAGACGAUCCAGCCUGGUCAUCACCACCAAAAUCUUCUGGGGAGGAAAAGCAGAGACGGAGAGGGGGCUGUCCCGAAAGCACAUCAUAGAAGGUCUGAAGGCGUCCCUGGAGCGGCUGCAGCUGGACUACGUGGACGUGGUGUUCGCCAACAGGCCCGACCCCAACACGCCGAUGGAAGAGACGGUGCGCGCCAUGACCCACGUCAUCAACCAGGGGAUGGCCAUGUACUGGGGGACGUCGCGCUGGAGCUCCAUGGAGAUCAUGGAGGCGUACUCGGUGGCCCGGCAGUUCAACCUGAUCCCGCCGAUCUGUGAGCAGGCCGAGUACCACAUGUUCCAGCGGGAGAAGGUGGAGGUGCAGCUGCCCGAGCUCUUCCACAAGAUAGGCGUCGGCGCCAUGACCUGGUCCCCGCUGGCCUGUGGCAUCGUCUCAGGGAAGUACGACAGCGGCAUCCCCCCCUACUCCCGGGCAUCGCUGAAGGGGUACCAGUGGCUGAAGGACAAGAUCCUGAGCGAGGAGGGCCGGCGGCAGCAGGCCAAGCUGAAGGAGCUGCAGGCCAUCGCCGAGCGCCUGGGCUGCACGCUGCCCCAGCUCGCCAUCGCCUGGUGUCUGCGGAACGAGGGCGUCAGCUCGGUCCUGCUGGGUGCCUCCAACGCAGACCAGCUGAUGGAGAACAUCGGAGCAAUACAGGUUCUUCCAAAGCUGUCAUCUUCCAUCGUCCACGAGAUCGACAGCAUCCUGGGCAAUAAACCCUACAGCAAGAAGGACUACAGAUCCUAAGCACGUACCGCCGCUGGGAUGCCGCGCCGCCCUCGCCUCCUGUUCGCUUGCUUACGCUUUGUUGAAGCAAAGUGGAGAGCUGUUUGCAUCGAGAACACAAUGCGCCGAGACCGUCUAGAGAAAUCGUUUCAAAUGUCGCUGCAAGAGAACAUAAUGCUUACUACGUAACAUUUAUUUUGGAUGCAAGAAAAGCCACUGCCGGGGAGCGCGCAGAGGCGGUGCCCACCUGAUGCCCGGCCUCGGAGCUUCCUCUCCAACUGCUGAAGCCGCCCACGCCGGUGCACGAUGACGACGGGCGCCUUGGGCUCGGGCUCCACGCUGCGCUGGCGUGGCUGGCCCCGGCACACAGCCCCGGCACGCUCGCUGGGCACUGCGCAGAGGACUCGGCCGGUGGGACCUGUCCCGGGUGGCGGCUCCGGCCGUUGCAUGCGUCUCCCCGCUGCUUCUCUUCUUUACUUCGUGUUUCUGGACGAGGAGGCUGUUACAUUCGGGCGUGCUCGGAGCACGGCGGCCGCGGGAGCAUUGCGCGUGCAGGGCUGGCUGCUGGCCGGGACCGCACGGGCUGUAAGAGGCUGCUGUACAACACCAACAAGGAAACAACAACCAAACCAC